Messenger RNA from Ipomoea triloba (trilobed morning glory), 635 nucleotides. RefSeq lists its product as uncharacterized. The record is from RefSeq and is a predicted model, not a curated record. The coding region runs from base 5 to 553 and encodes 182 amino acids. The transcript is spliced from 2 exons. NCBI's taxonomy places the organism in Eukaryota, Viridiplantae, Streptophyta, Magnoliopsida, Solanales, Convolvulaceae.
CACAAUGAGUAUUCUCAAAGUAAUAUGUGCCUUUCUCUUCCUCCUAAUUGCUUCUUUGGGAGCUGAAGCAAGAAAUUUGCUAGAUACAUAUGGGAGGACUUCACGUGUACUACCGCCGGCCGCUCUGACAUCAUCUCCGGCAACAAGAGAGGUAUCCACCUCCUCUCCGGCCGCCGGAAAACUCCAAGACGACGACAAUCUGCUCUUAAUGGUCACUAGUAACUGUGACAGUGAUAACCUCAAGAAUAUGGGAAGGCCGCCGGGCAGACGAUCACCUCCGCCACCGAAACCAGACGACCCUUGGGAACAGAAAAUCAUCGAUGAUGGCCGGAAAACAUGCAGUAAUAAUAAGUAUGAAAGGCCGGGUGGACGGUCGCCUCCGCCGGCACCGAAACCAGAGGAUCCUCCGGGACCGAUGAUCAUCAACGCUUUUGAUGGUGGCCGGAAAACAAUUAUGAAAGGCCGGCACCAUCUCCAAAGCUAUCUCAGCCUUGGGAGCGGACAAUUAUCGCCACCGCUUGCGGUGGUGGGAGCAAAGGCUGCAAAAAAGUGACGAGUCUCAAGGUAAUGAGCUGAGAGAAUUAUAUUUCACCCAGUGUGAGCGUAGCGUGAUCUACCUUAUCUCAUAUAUAUAU